This is a messenger RNA of Helobdella robusta, 540 nucleotides long. RefSeq lists its product as hypothetical. The record is from RefSeq and is a predicted model, not a curated record. The transcript has a single exon. Lineage: Eukaryota; Metazoa; Annelida; Clitellata; Rhynchobdellida; Glossiphoniidae. Bases 1 to 540 code for a protein of 179 amino acids.
AUGGUUGACAGGAGCUUGCUAGGAGUUGACUGUUGUAAAAACGCUAAUAACACGAUGGUAGUCCAAAAAAAGUAUGCACAUACCGGCUCGGACGUCGCCCGGUCGAACAAGGUCCGCGCUGCAGCUUUGGGGACUAGAGGCUGCAGUGUAAAGUAUGCUACUGAGUCCCAGAAAGAUAGACUGAAGAUGGGGUUGACAGUUGGAGUUUGGAAUGUCAGGUCAUUGUGGCAGACAGGGGCUUACGCGUUGAUGAAGAAAGAACUUGAACGAUUCAGAUAUGAUGUGGUUGGUUUGUGCGAGGUCCGAUGGACAGGAGAUGGAGAAAUGGAAGGUGGGAAGAUAUUAUGGUCUGGAACAGAGAGGGAGCACGUCUAUGGAGUUGGAAUGGUUAUUGGCAAAAAAGCAAAAAAAGCACUGUUGGAGUACAAUCCAGUGAAUGAAAGAAUGAUGUAUGCGAGGUUUAAGGGAUACCCGAGAGACAUUGGUGUGGUAGUGGCCUAUGCUCCAAAAAUGAAUCACUCGUGGGAAAAUGCGGUAUAG